This is a messenger RNA of Myxocyprinus asiaticus (Chinese sucker), 5669 nucleotides long. RefSeq names its product protocadherin 12 (gene pcdh12). The record is from RefSeq and is a predicted model, not a curated record. The transcript is spliced from 4 exons. Gene Ontology annotation, molecular function: calcium ion binding. Bases 739 to 4281 code for a protein of 1180 amino acids. Gene Ontology annotation, cellular component: plasma membrane. NCBI's taxonomy places the organism in Eukaryota, Metazoa, Chordata, Actinopteri, Cypriniformes, Catostomidae. Gene Ontology annotation, biological process: homophilic cell-cell adhesion.
ACUCUAUCCUGACUGGUGUGCUUGGCCUGGAAGCAAAAUCUAUGUGUGAGUGAGUACUGCUGGAGAAUUAUUCUGAUUUGGCUAAAAGAGAAUGAUAGAUAAGACUAGAUUGGCAGGGUCUGGAGAGAUUAUUGAAUAUAUGUGGUUUUGCUGUGUGAAUAGUGAUUGGUUUAUGACAAUAAUUUAUUGGUGAAUUUGUAUUGUUGUGAUGAUAUAAUAAGUCUUUUGAUAUCAGUGAUUUUCAACAUUAAUAUAGGGUAACACAACUUUAAAAUUCAACUAUGUAGUAAACUAUAAAGGCAAUUAUUGUUUCUUUGUUUUUGUUCAUUCACUGUACAUGGUAAUUUAAAGAGCACCUGUUAUGGUGGUACUGUUUUGAAAUAUAUAUAUUUUUUCUAUAUGAUAUACACACUAUUUUGUACUUUUAAUGCCUUUUUUUAGAAUAUAACAGAUAGAUGUGAUGUAUAGGUUUUGAAUAUCAGUAUGAUAUACACAGUAUUUUGUUCUUUUAGUCCCUUUUUUAGCAUAGAACAGAUAGAUGUGAUGUUUGGGUUUUGAAUAUCUGUAUCAUAUACACAGUAUUUUGUAAUUUUAAAUACCUUUAGCAUAGAACAGAUAGAUUAGGUGUAUUUGUUUUAAAUAUCUGUCAUAAAUUGUAGAUUUCUGAUAGAAUGUUUAUCUAAGGGCUUAGCACAUCUGACUCUAUGUAAAAGGAAAAAGGAAACCUCACACUCAGUCAUGCUUCAGAUUUUGCUCCUCCUGGCAACUCUUAUUGAGUGCCCACCCAGUCACGCCCACUAUUUGGCCUCUGCUCCCGUAAUUAUCCAGUAUCAGGUCUGGGAAGAGCAGCCCUCAGGGACAAGGGUGGGCCGCCUCCUGGAUGACCUGCGUCAGCGCGGGGAGACAGGGUCACUUGAAAACUUCCAGGUCGUGCAGCAUGGGCAUGCCCUACCAGUCACAGUUGCUGCAAGAGAUGGCACUGUGUCAACACUAGGUAAGCUGGAUCGAGAAGAGCUAUGCUGGGGAGCAGAACUCUGCGAACUGGCCUUUAGCAUCCUCUACAGAAAGGGUGGUGCUAUGCACUUCCUCUCAGUUCGUGUUGAGGUGAUGGACCUAAAUGACCACAGCCCAGUCUUUCCGAGCCCAGUCCAGGAGGCCGAGAUCUCAGAGACUGCCUUACUGAGAAUGCGCAUCCCUUUGGACCAUGCAGUGGAUCCAGAUGCUGGACCUAAUGGCCUGCAAACCUACUCGCUGUCUUCCAACGAGCACUUUGCUUUGGAUGUCCGUACCUCUGGAGGGACCAAGAAGGCUGAAUUGGUGGUCAUCAAAGAGUUAGACAGGGAGUUGCAGUCAUCUUUAGAAUUGAUUCUUACUGCCUGGGACAAAGGGAACCCGCCCAAGUCGGGCAGCACAAAAGUUAUAGUCACAAUUCUGGACUCUAACGAUAACAGCCCUGUAUUUGAAGAUGCCCCGUCAUUUAUUGAGCUGGCAGAGGAUACCAUUCGUGGGACGUUUGUCAUUAAUCUCCAUGCAACAGACCCUGAUCAAGGUGCAAAUGGGGACGUGGAGUACUCCCUUAGUAAACAUGUCCCGGUGGAAGUUCAAAGGCUGUUCAGCAUCCAUCCCAAAACAGGUGCUUUGACUUUACAAGGCCCUUUAGAUUUUGAAGAAAAGAGCAUGUAUGAGGUAGACAUCCAAGCUCGAGAUCUUGGGCCCAAUGCAAUCCCGUCUCAUCACAAAUUGCUGGUCAAAUUGCGAGAUGUCAAUGACAAUGCUCCACGGAUACACAUAACAUGGACUCCACCAGAUUCCCCUGUUGCCACGGUAUUAGAGGGAGCACCAAGUGAGACUUUCCUUGCUCUUGUAAUGGUGUCAGAUGCUGAUUCAGGGGCAAAUGGCCUGGUACGAGUUCACAUUCUGAAUGGCUCUGGCCCCUUCCUUCUCAAGCAAAUCCAUGGAGAUAAUUACAUGGUUGUAACUAAUGAUACUCUGGAUCGCGAGAAACAAAUGGAGUAUAAUCUCACUCUUCUAGCUCAAGACGGUGGUGAUCCUUCUCUCUCCUGUAUUAAGCACCUGACUGUCCAUAUUUUGGAUGAAAACGAUAAUGCACCAGUGUUUACCAAAAGUCAUUACCGUAGUGUCUUCAAAGAGAACAACAUACCUGGCUUCCAUUUCUUGACAGUGGAGGCCCAUGAUGUUGACCUGGACUUCAGUGGAAGGGUAUCAUUCUCUAUUCGUGAGUCAAAUGAACUGGGGACACAGACAGCAUUUUUCUCUGUCCACCCAACCAGUGGGGCUGUUACUGUCCAGCAAUCUUUAGACUAUGAGAAAUCACGCACCUACUCUUUUAUUGUAGAGGCUGUUGAUCAAGGAUAUCCACCAAUGACCAGUAGUGCAACAGUGCUGGUUGAGAUACAAGAUGCUAAUGACAAUUAUCCUGUAAUACAUGAGCCCUUACCCAAGAAAGGGGUCGCGAUGCUGAGUGUCCCAGUGAAUGUGGAAGAAGGGGAGAUUGUGACUGAACUUGGGGAUAAAGCUCUUGAGAGUAGCAUCCACAAACCAAAAAAUAGCUCUUCCCACAACAAUCCUGAGGGUUUUCUUGCCACCACCAUCCAGGCCAGUGAUCCAGAUUCUGGUCUCAAUGGAAGACUACAUUUUAGGAUAACCGAUGGCAACCCCUCUAACAUAUUCUUUCUGGACAAAACUACUGGGCAACUCUAUGUGAACACAUCUAAUGCCACUGAAUUGAUUGGUAGAACAUUUAAACUGGGUAUUGCAGUAUCUGAUAUGGGAACACCUGUGCUAAUCACAACAACCACUUUGGAAGUGACUUUCAUCAAUUUUCGUGACCACUUCAAGAACUUGUCUCAAGAUAACCAGGCCCAGUACAGUUUUACAAUGCUUUUAGCCAUCUGUCUUGGAUCAACCUGCCUGUUAUUACUUCUAGCUGUUGUGUUGGCCAAGACUUUCUGUCAUCCCAACAAACGGGACAACCAUGCUUAUAAUUGUAGACAAGCUGAGUCAACUUACACCCGGCAUCCACGACGGCCUCAGAAACACAUUCACAAGACUGACAUCCAGUUGGUACCAGUGCUUAGGGGUCAAAAGGAAACCCCACCUGAGGAUGAAGCUGAGGCACUGUCCUCUACAUCACCCUUAAUGGAAAAGCCUCUUCCACAGUGCCAGUUUAACCUAACACCUACGCUUGCUCGCAUGGCUCAAAAUCAAGCUUAUUCAGAAAUGGAUGGGAACCCACCACUUACACCAAGCAAGACUCUCAGGAAACCUGGGAGCAUAGAGUGGAAUGGAACACUACCUUAUAACCCAAGUACACCUUAUCGAACCCUGCACAAGACCAGAAAUUCUUCUUCCUCGUCUUUCACAAACUCACAGGUCGGCACACUCAGAUGCCACAGAAAUGAAGUCAACUCCACUACCAUGGACCCCUCACAAUCUAUGGCUUCAGUACACAGUAAUCAGGCUACACUUUGGAGACCAAAGACCACAGAAAGAAGAGGAAGGAUGGAAGAAUAUGACCAUAAACAGAUCCUAAGGAAACUUGUUCGACUCUCGAUGGCAGCCUUUGAACACAACAGCUCCAUUGAAUUGUCCUCCGCCUCACCUGAAGUGCAACAGGUGUCCCAGCUCUUGGCUCUGCUGCAUCAGGGGCAACUUCAGCCUCGACCAAAUUUUCGUGGAAACAAGUACUCACACCGAACUGGCAGGUCAGGGGCUCAAGAUGCUGACUGGCUGAGCACUAAGGACAGCGGUCACGGUGAGAGUGAAAUGGGGGAUAUGGACUGGGAAACGGGCAGAGACUCACCUGUGGACCCCUUAUAUGAAGAAGGCCUCAAUAAUCUGCUUCAUUCUGAUGUUUUCUCAGAUGUUCCAGAUCCAGCAUGGAUGGCUCGUCUCUCUCUUCCUCUCAGCACUGACUACCAUGAAAACCUGUUUGUCCCAGAUGGGCCACCAUCCCCUGAUGGUCCCUGCCCCAUGGCUAGUCCUGAUGAUUCUACUUCCUUCUCCACCUUUGGUAAAACCUCAGAUAUGAGCAGCGCGCUGGGCGGCAGAGCUCUGAUGCCAGAAGUGAGCUCUCUUUUUGAGAUGCUGUUGACACGGAAAGCUGAUGCUCAGUCAUGCCCGCCUGCAGAUGUGCUGUACAGACUCUCAGCAGCUUAUAGACGCUCACUCGGGUUAGACGCACCUGCGAAUGGAGCUGUUGCCCCCACGCGCCACCAAGGGCCAACUUCCAUAAUGCAAUGCUCCAACCAAAUGCCGUAACAGCAAGGAAAAUAUUGAUAUAAUAAUUUAUUCCUUGUGCCAUAUUUGAGGUGUUCUGCAAAAACCUCAAAUAAUUCCAGAGUGAAUGCUGACCCCUAAAAAUCAAUAGCAACAGUUCAAAAUACCAUUAUCUUGGCCAGGUCUGUCUGGAACAGGUCUUGGCCAAUACAAUCAAGAACCUACUAGAUGCAGGAGGGUCCAAAAAUCUGAUUUUCUAAUUUCAACUUUUUGAAACUCUUUUUUCUACUCUUGAACUCUUUUUUCUAACAUGAAUUUCAGAAUUUUUCAGUGUUUGGUUUGUCCAUCUUGUGCAUGCUUUUAAACACAGCAUAGUACAGAAUAUGAAAUAUUUCCUAAUAAAAAAAUUAAUAAUGAAUAAUGGAUCCAUAAUGGAUAAAAGCGUCAGGCAAAUGACAUCAUAACUUUUUUUUUUUCUCUCUUCAAAAUCCUAAAUGGGGUAUAAAAAAUAUUUUAAACAAAUAACAACGUUAUCUGAGACUUUUGUACAAAAAAAAAAAAAAAACCUACAAAAAAAGAAAAAAUUCUUUUUUAAAUUUCACAAAAUUCCAUCAAAUUUAAUUGUGUAAUAUUUAACUAAAUUAAAUUAGUUAAACUUAAAAUAUUUGUUUUUUUAGUUAUUUUAUUAAAAAUUAUGUGCAUCAAUUUGAUGGAAUUUUAUGAAAUUUAAAUGCGUACAUUUAAAAAACAAAUUUUUGGAGUUUCUUUAUAAAAAAAAAAAAAACAGGAAAAAAAAAUACAUUUUUUUUUAUCCAGUCCUGUGUUGAUAAAAGUGUGCAAAUAAUAAUUUUUUAUUACAAUAUUUGCUGAAAACAUCAUUUUGCAACAAGAGUAAUUCAUUCUUAACAAGUCCCGUUGAUUGGUGUGACUCCAGGACAGCAGACAUGAUUCUGUCCUCUUUUUAAGAGGAAAUAGUUUUUUGUAUUCCCUAAAGAGUAAACAACUUAACAAAUCCUGUUUCUGACAAGGAAUUUACUAAAUUCUGUCACAAAGACUGCAGGAUUUCCUCUGCCAUGUCUGAACAGCUUCUAACGAUGGUUGUUUUGGUUAUUAAUCUUUCCCUCCAGUCUCUUGUGGAAAUACUAUUUUGUAAUUGUUAAAAAGAUAUUUCUUGGUCAGAUAUGUUUGAUCUAAACACUGUAUAUAAUUAAAUACCAGGUUGGGUGAAGACUGCAAAGCACUGAAGGCAAAAUCCAGUUAUGCUCUGAAUGUUCAGAUGAUUUGCUUAGGAUGAUAUAAGUUAUUGAUUUAAAAAUAAAGUUGUAGAAUUUUUGCAAUACUAUUUUGUAUAUAAAUGUAGUAAUUUUUGUGUGCAUAAGUGCUAGUGUUAUUGUAAACCAUAUAAGUGAAAUAAACAUUUCAUAAACUCG